CCAAGUAAAACCCCGAUCCGACCCGUCCUCCUCGAGACGGAGCUAGUUUUGGAAAGGGAUGGCGUCCUGCGGCUCCGCUUGCGAUCAGUCCCACUGCCGGCGGCCGGAUGACAGCGGCGGCGCAGAGGAGGAUGUGCCGGAGAGGUUCUCCGCAUCCCGUGAUUCUGACACAUCGAAGACUGCCGGAGACGGGGACUUGGCGCGCUGCAGCAAGUGCGGAGAGGAGCCCAAGGCGGGGACGCAUAGGGUACUCAACGGGAUGUGUGCAUCCUGCUUCCGUUCCUACCUAUACGGCAAGUUCAAGCUCGCCGUCUCCACGAACGCCAUGAUCUCCCCCACUGACAAAAUCCUCGUCGCCUUCUCCGGCGGCCCGGGCUCCAGAGUAGCUCUACAAUUUGUUCAUGAGAUGCAGAAGAAAUCGCUGGAAAGCUGGGAUGCAAGUAAAUCUCAAUCUUUACCGGUUUUCGGUGUGGGUGUUGCUUUCGUUGAUGAAAGUAUAAGCUCUGUGAUCCCAUCACCCGAAUUAGGCAGGAUUUUCAAACAUAUCAAGUUGAUCGUGUCAUCUCUGGUUCCUGGUCAUAAGGAUUUGCAUAUUGCACCAAUUGAGGAUGUAUGUUCUAUGGGUUCUGAUGAUGGAACAACUAGAUUGAACAAGUUACUGAAUUCAGUCUCUGAUGCUACUGGAAAAGAAGAUUUUCUGGAUCAUUUGUGCAUACUUUCAUUACAAAAGAUUGCUUUGGAUAAUGGAUACACUAAACUUGUGGUCGGGUCCUGCUCAUCAACUAUAGCACGCCAUGUAAUAUCAGCAACUGUUAAGGGUCAAGGUUACUCGCUUCCCGCUGACGUGCAGUAUGUGGAUGCAAGGUGGGAAGUUCCAGUCGUGCUUCCUCUUCGUGAUUGCUUAACAGAUGAACUAAGUUUGCUUUGUCAGCUUGAUGGUCUGGAGACACUGCAGCUGUCCAAGAGGCCUUCCAGCUCUAAUAGUAUCAACAGUUUGGUUUCAUCAUUCAUAUCCCGCUUACAGGAUGACAACCCUGCCCGUGAGCGCACUAUUGUAAGAACUGCAGAAAAACUCAAGCCAUUUGGAUUCAACAAGUUUGUUGAGAAUAAAUAUCACGAGUUCAUCCCUUCUCGUCUGCGUUGCAAGUUUCAGAAUACCAACAAUGGUGAAUCUGAUCUCGCCGAGGUCUUUUGCACAUUCUGCAUGAGUCCUCUAAGUGAGUCAGAACUCCAUGACAUGCAUGGAAAGUCCCAAACCUUGGUUGACACAUUUACCGCAGCUUGUUGCCAGAGCUGUUCAUUCCAGAUCUUGCCAAAGGAGUCUGAAUCUCUCCAACACUUCCUUUCCUUCCUACCACAAUCAAUGACAAGAAAAGUGGCAGAUAGCACGUUGGAACAAAGUCUGCUGAGGGAAAUGAUAGAUGACUGUCUGCUGGUUGAUGAUGAUGCUGAUGGUGAUAGAACUUAAAAGUAUAAAACCAUCUCGCCAUUCUCAGCUUUUCUCAUGCAUGGGAAUGGGAUAAACAGUGAAUUAGCGCCUUCUUGGUCUCUGUGGUUUGGUGGAGCUGCUCUUGCCGGGGAACGGGCAGCAAAAGUAUAAAGGACUAGGAGACGGGCGGUCGACCGCCGGCGAUUUAAUUCCAUGUCUGCUUACUGUGCUUGAUUUGGAGCGCUGCUGCUGCAGCUCCUCCGGUGAUCUGCUUCCGUCGUCCCGAUGAUUCUUGACCCGAGACGGAUACUGAUCUCGUGAUGCGAAGAAUGUCUCGUCCCACACCAAACCCGACGACCCUGACCGCCGGAACGUCGUCUCCGACCUUCGCAGCUCAGCCAUGAUCACUGCUCUCUGUCUCUUCCCCUCUCUCUGUGAUCUGUGUCUGCACCUUUGCUCAAUUAGCUGCGCAGAUUAAGCAGGGAAUAAAAAGCAAGUGAAGAAGAGUAGGAAGUUUUAAGCUGAUAAAUAACUGCCGAU
Zingiber officinale is the source of this 1969-nucleotide messenger RNA. RefSeq names its product cytoplasmic tRNA 2-thiolation protein 2-like. Gene Ontology annotation, biological process: tRNA wobble position uridine thiolation. The record is from RefSeq and is a predicted model, not a curated record. The transcript is spliced from 8 exons. Lineage: Eukaryota; Viridiplantae; Streptophyta; Magnoliopsida; Zingiberales; Zingiberaceae. Gene Ontology annotation, cellular component: cytosol. The coding region runs from base 59 to 1468 and encodes 469 amino acids. Gene Ontology annotation, molecular function: tRNA binding; sulfurtransferase activity.